AACUACUACUUUCAAAAAAGAAAAACACCCUCUUUUUGGCUGUUCGCCGCCCACACCUCCUGGCCAAGCCGCAGAGGAGGAUGAGAGAGUAUAAAGUGGUGGUGUUGGGAAGCGGCGGCGUGGGCAAAUCCGCCCUCACCGUGCAGUUCGUGACCGGGACUUUCAUCGAGAAGUACGACCCCACCAUUGAGGAUUUUUACCGAAAGGAGAUCGAGGUCGAUUCGUCCCCCUCCGUGCUGGAGAUCCUGGACACGGCGGGCACUGAGCAGUUCGCCUCCAUGAGAGAUCUGUACAUCAAGAACGGGCAGGGGUUCAUCCUGGUCUACAGCCUGGUCAACCAGCAGUCCUUCCAGGACAUCAAGCCCAUGAGGGACCAGAUCAUCCGCGUCAAGCGAUACGAGAAGGUGCCGGUCAUCCUGGUGGGAAACAAGGUGGAUCUGGAGAGCGAGCGGGAGGUUUCGUCUGUGGAAGGUAGGGCUCUCGCCGAGGAGUGGGGCUGCCCUUUUAUGGAGACCUCGGCCAAGAGCAAGACCAUGGUGGAUGAGCUGUUUGCCGAGAUUGUCAGGCAGAUGAACUAUGCAGCUCAACCCGAUAAGGAUGAUCAGUGCUGCUCUUCCUGUGUUAUACAGUAAAAAAAAACUGAAGGUAACUUUUUUGGGGGAAAAAGAGACUAAAUUCAGUCAGUCAUAUUUGGGGAGAACUGUCUAUUAACACAGCUCAACCUCGCAGAAAAGAGCUUGUUAUAUUUCAUGUUGCUGUUACAAACGGGAGGAAAUCAACAAAGGAGCUGAACAACUAAAACAGAUUGGGAUCAGUGCUGUUCUUCCUGUGUUGUGUAACCAAGACUGUAGAAAUAAAAUCUUAAAACCUAAUGUUUGAUUAUAUAAGGGAGGAUACCCCCUCUUAGCAGACAUCUGGCUGCCUUCUUCAUAUCCAAUGAGGAUCAAUUGCAGAGAGUUUAAAUGCUGUGAUGAUAUUGUAAGGGGGGAAAAAACCCAACAGCAAAUUGUACAGAAAUUGACAAAAGAAUGUCAGUUCAUGUUUCCUGCAAUGAAAGAUGAAGCCAGCUUAAAUCUUUUAGGUAUUUAUUGUACCUGCAGUAUACAUGGGAUAGCAACCUCUCCUGCUAGACAACACAUUGCAACAGAAGGGGUCAGUGCUGUUCUUCAGAGACAAAGGUUGGGGGGUGGGGGUGAACACUGGAUCUUUAAACUCCCUACUGCAUACUAUACACGGGGAGGAUAGCAACAGCAAUUGCAGUUCUCCAGGAAUUCAUCAGUAAGCAAAUCAAAGUUGCAGUACGGUUUGGUGGACACUUAUGAUCAUUGUUGUCCUUUCACGUAUUGUACAGGAGAGAGAAUUGGUGAAGGAUAGCAUCAACUGAUUGCAGCAAACUGAAAACCUGCUUACUGCUGGUCUCCAUGUGUCAUACAGGAAGGAGGACGUUUCCAUUUUAAUUCAUCGUUUUAUUUUCUUAUAUUAAGGCAGUACCUUAAUGGCCACACAACUUGACAGUGCAGUCCAUUACAGUUAAUCUUGCUGUGCAGCCAGAAGGAAAAUGAGCAGAGGACAAUUAUUUGGCUAAGUUUCUGUUUUACAGUGGAGAAGAACAUUUACCUGCCAGACCACAGUUCAUUCAAGCAAAGAUCAGUGCUGUUCAAACUGUUGUAUUGCAAAGGAAAACACCUUUUGCAAAGUUAUUAGAUUUGGCUUCUCCUCAGAUGCGUCAGAGAAGAUGAUUGUUUUAUUCGCCCUAGUUUGUAAGAAACAGUGGCAAUGCCACUUCCCCCAGCAUUCUAAUGUACUUCAUGAGGGCAAGCAAUAGAUACCAAGGAUGAUGCGCCUUUCUGUUCUAUAUUGAAAAUGCAGAGGAUGAUUCAUGAAUGGGCAGCAGAGAGAGAGAAGAGAAAAGUCAACAAUUUUCCUGCUGUGUGAUACAAUAAACAGGAAGAAACAUGUUAUUGCUGGAGGUGGAAAUUGAGAAUCCUUCAGUAAUCCAAGUGUAACAUCAGUUGUAUUCCUGCCUCAAUGAGAUUGACAGCGAUUGAUGAAUGCUUGCUGUCAUUUUAUAAAAGAAACAAAAUACUGUACCACCAUCAGUUUUAAGAAGAAAGUUGAUGGCUGCCCAGUAUUGAGGAGAUAAAAGAAAUCGCCUGAUAAACGUUCGAGGGAAAUUGCUCCAACUUGACAUCUGCACUUCACUCUGCUUCUUUAUGGGAGCAGAGGAGAAAAAGCCUUGUUCAGUUUCUAAUCAUAUAGGUGAGGACAAGGAAAUUGGCAAAAUUGCCUCUGUGAGGUUGAGAAAAAUCUUCAAUCAAGUUCAUAGAGAUUCCGCAAAAAGUUGAAUGUCCUCAUAGAUUUGUAUUCUGGAAGGGAAAAGUUAUCCCACAAGUAUUUCAGUCUGAUAACUAAUGUGCAUUAUUGUGGUACUUGAUACAGCUUAAGGAAAUUGAAUGCCAUAAAAUCACUUGUAUUGUGUUGGAAAUGUCAUAAAAUCUUACAAUAUUCAAAAAAUCACUGAAAAUUAAAUCUGGACAAAUGCGGUUGAGAUUCUCAUAUUGCACGGUAAGGAAAAUAUUAAUGUAUCAGUUUAUUCUACAGAAACAGGAACCCUCUGAAUUCACCCAUUGUACAUGCCAGAAGAUCUGUAUCCUGCUUUUGUGAUGCAGAAGUGGCAGAAAAAUUACAUAUAUUUUGUUUUAUGAAAGGUGCUCAAAUACUUUAAAUAUUGUGAGUUAUUUUUUUGAUUUUGUAUCUUUAAACUAAGAAUAUAAUGUAUGCAUGGCUGAAUACCAGAUCAUUACUGAAGUCUUACAUUGAAACAUUCUCUAGUGCAAAGUCCGGGGGGUUAUCUCUAGUGGAAAAAUAAGUUUGGGGUUAUCAAUGAAAGUAGUAAAAUGUUUGUCACUACAGUCUUAUCAUUUUGCUUGUUUUCAAAUCAGCGAUGGUUCUGUUCCAGGAUUUUAUUUAUUUUGUAAGUUAAUUACCAUUACCAUUGUAUAGAAUCAAGCAGUGGGAAUUGUGUAAAGUUGCUUCAAACCCUCUUUACAAGGAGGAGUUGUUCCUGGAACCUUAUCAGAUCAUAAAAGUUGUUACACUUGGAGCGGAGCAGACAAACCUCAUGAACAGAAUUCCAAUGCAUCUGGAUUCUGCUUCUAAUGACAAGAUUCCCUACGGGACUAAAUUGCAGGUCAGGAUUAAGCAUGAGUGGAAACCCAAACAAGAAGCUGGAUGUCGUUGAUGCAUAAAAACAACUUGGUUCUCAGUUUGAAGUUUUCUCAUUCUCCAGAGCUAUUCAGUGGCUUUCUAUAGGUGACUUCCUGCACAUAGCUUUUCACAUCUUCGAAGGCUGAUGUAUGUGGUUUGGUCGUGUGACUUGUUGCAGGAGAAGAAAAGUUGGAAGUUACAAGUGGGAAAUAAGCCACAGAGUGCAUGGGUGAAAGAUGCUUAAAAUAGCAAUAGUUUUAUUUUCCAUUCCCAGAACAAUAAACUGAAGAAAAAAUGCAGUGAAUGAUUUGUUUUGUGCAGUGUUACAACCUGGAUGGUGGGAGCCUUAGCUUGGCUCAUAAUGUGCAGACAUUUUUAAUCAUUCAAAGAUGUACUUGACCGCCUGGGUAUAUAUUGGCUUAUGUUUACAUUUCCAAACAGUGUCUUGCGUUACUUUUUUAAAAAAAUAUUUACCUAAAUAUUCAUAUGUAUUCACAGCAGCAUUUAGUUCCCUUUUUUAUAAUGCUUGAGCACCGAACUGUACUUUAAGUGUGUUGGGCAACAUUCUUUACAGACUAACUGGAUGCUAAAUCUAUCUGGUUAGAGACUGAGAAAAUUAAAGGUUUUAUUGUUCAGAAUUAUUUUUGUGAUUUUUUUUUAAAUUCUUAUCUUCAGCCUCUGGCAAUGCAAGUGAUCUAGCAAAGUGCAGUACUGUAAUAAUGGGAGAUGGUUAAAGUCCAUUUGAAUACUGUGCAUAUUAGCCAACUUGUGUAUAAUGUAGUUCAGGACAAUAGUUGUACAAAGGUCUAUCUUAUUCCUGUCGUGAAUAUAGCCAGAAUUUUAAUAGCUUUUCUCUGAUCAUUACAUUUAUAUCCUUGAAAUGUUUGAUGUUGGAAUUCUGAAGAAACAGUUCAAUUGUUGUAACAAAAUCGUAAGAGUCCUCUGACGUAGGUAAAAAUGCUUAGUACCAAAUGGUCACCAGUUUGAAUCGUGUUUUGCUGAUUUGGCUGAUAUCAGCCAUCGCAGUAAUACAAGAUGAAAGGAGCGAAAAGCUGGCCAGGAUUCCUGCCACUGAUUAUAAUCUGGUUCCUUACCCCCUCCUGCUUCUGAAAAAUGUAGGGUGUGAAUAGAAUUUGGCUUGGCCUCGACACCAUACACAUUUAAAGUCUGCUGAUGUUAUGUUACUUGAGUUAUACAUACACAAUAGCCAUAUGGUGUGGUAUGCAAUCAUGGCUAGCAAGAUUUAAGUUCUGGAAAGGAGGAGAGGCAAAGAAUGAAAAACUCCAGCAAGAUUCUAAGACCGUAAACCAAUUAAGUGCGACCCUCUGGGGGGGGGGGGGGCGAAGAGAAUUGUCUACCAUAUUAAAACUGGCUCUUUUUAAAAUGCCCUUCAAAUUGAAUUUUUUUUCCUGUUUCAACAUCAGACCUCACACAGGAAAUUUUCCUUCUAAUGAUUUGUUAGAUGCUUUAUAUCUUGUUCAAAGAAAAUGUUUGCCUUAUUCAAAUGACGGUGCACAAGUAAAACUGUUAAGAUCUGCAUUGAGUUUCUUCUCAUUUCAUUGUUCUCCAGCAACUCUUAAAUGAACCAACUGUGAAUGUAUGCAUCAGUUUUACUGAUGAUGUGUAGGGUAAGACAUUAAAUACUUAGGCCAAAACUAUUUCUAAAUUUGAUUUAGUGCUGCCUAUGAUUCAACUUGAUUCUAAGUCAGCAAAGGCUAUUAAAAGUCUGUUUUUUAAUGCAGUGUUUUGUGUUGUAUUGUCAUAAAACAAGAAGCCUGUUAAUUAAUUCCUAUGGUAUUAAACUGUUUAAUUUAUUAAUUGCUUCCUUUAACAUCAGCAUAAUUCUACAUGAGCAGAAGUAGACUGGUUGGCACAAUGGGCACUUUCUGAAAAAUCUAUUUAUCUGAAUUUAAUUCAGAUAAAUUGAUCUAAUAAAAGGAUCAUUCUUUUCCAUAUGCUGAGAUGUUUGAUGUCAUUGUCUACUUUCAUAGAAUUCUGACUAACCUUUUCUGCACUGGUGAUGCAGUGUAAAUUGUAUUAAACAUUAAUUUUAUUUAAAUAGUGUCGAGCAAAAUCUUUUUUAAAAGAAAAGCUAGUGAACUGACUGUUCAUUGAUUACCCUGGGCUUUCGUCUUUUGGACAUGGGUUCAGAUUCAGCCCAAAAUGUACACUGGUCUACUGUGCAAAACAGCCCUUAAUUUGUAAUCUCAUUUAGAGGAAAGUGAAGAGAUGUAACAUGUCACAGGUGCAAUAAAAGGUGUUCGUCUGAGGUUGAGGCUGAGCCGCAUUGAUCAAGAACUUCACUCUACAUGUACCUGACAUGAGAAUGAUUGAUGUUGACAGUGGUUUCCCAAAAUGGGAAAGUAUUUUAUUUCUUAACACUAACAUCUUGAGCAUAGAAAUUCACUCAAAUGUCUAGAACCAUAGAAAGGUAUGAUGCUGGAGGGUGCCAUUCCCUUUUCUUUCACACUAACCUCUUAAUAUCCUUCCACUCCAUGUGCUUCAGCAAUUCUUUUAAAUGUCCCCAAUUGCCAGCCUUCCCUGGCAAACUGUUCUGUACCCUGGCACUUUCUGGGAAAAUAAGUUCUUCCAAACCUCUCCUUUUACUCCCCUAGUGAUAAUCACAAAUUCAUGCUCUCUUGUCUUUAAAUUACCGACCAAAGGUAAGGGUUUUUCAUGAUUGAUCGUUUCAAAUUCUGUUUCACGUUAAACAGUUCCAUCAUAUCACCCUCAAUCUUGGCUCUAAUGGAAAGCGUCUUAACUUCUCUAGCUUCUUUUCAUUAGCUAUAUGCCACUCUCUAUAAAUCUAAUUAUUAUCCUUUCUAUAAUAUGGCACUCAAAACCUGACAUGAUUUACCAGCCUCAAACUAGCCAAUGUCUUGUACAGAUUCAUAAACUGUUUUGUGGAUCUGCAUGGAAAACUUAUAAAAUCUUAUUUGCCUUUUUAAAUAUUUUCUCUCCUAGUGUGUCAGCCUAUCGCAGCGGUAGCAUUUUUGCAUCCGAAUCAGAAGAUUGUGAGUUCAAGCCCACGUCGGGACUUGAAAUAUAACUUACUCCAAUGCAGUUCUAGGGGUUUAUGUCACUUAUUUGGAGCUGCAAUCCUUCAGAUGAGAUGCAGAUUGAGGUCGUGUCUGCUGGUUCAGGUGCAUGUUGAAGAUGCCAUGGCACUAUUU
Messenger RNA from Callorhinchus milii (elephant shark), 6380 nucleotides. RefSeq names its product ras-related protein Rap-2a. Gene Ontology annotation, cellular component: plasma membrane. The record is from RefSeq and is a predicted model, not a curated record. The transcript has a single exon. NCBI's taxonomy places the organism in Eukaryota, Metazoa, Chordata, Chondrichthyes, Chimaeriformes, Callorhinchidae. The coding region runs from base 81 to 632 and encodes 183 amino acids. Gene Ontology annotation, biological process: Rap protein signal transduction; negative regulation of cell migration. Gene Ontology annotation, molecular function: GTPase activity; GTP binding; GDP binding.